AUCCGGCCUUAUGUUCGAGAGGCAUGCACCAAGACUCGUGAGGGUUGUGGCGUGCAUGCGCGCCGCUUUGUGGGUAUGAAGGAGGUUGUUAGUGUGGUGGUAGAGGCUGUAGGGGAGGAGAGGCUGUGUUCGAGAGGUGUGCUUAGAGGAAAUGGUCGUUGGCGUGGUGGCAUGGAGAGAGGGGCUUAG
This is a messenger RNA of Dovyalis caffra, 189 nucleotides long. The record is from the annotation of a GenBank genome assembly. NCBI's taxonomy places the organism in Eukaryota, Viridiplantae, Streptophyta, Magnoliopsida, Malpighiales, Salicaceae.